Molecule: messenger RNA, 2265 nt
Organism: Aspergillus neoniger CBS 115656
Lineage: Eukaryota; Fungi; Ascomycota; Eurotiomycetes; Eurotiales; Aspergillaceae
Exons: 3
Coding region: 88-2172 (694 amino acids)
Source: RefSeq, a predicted model, not a curated record
AUCCAUUCAUUGCUCUUCCGCCCCUCUCUUCAAUGCUUACAUCUGUCGCGCCAGCUCCAACGGAGCAGCUAUUCUUAUGUUUGAAUAAUGUGGCCCUCCAAACGGCCAUUUUUGGCAGAUGAGGAGCUUGGGAAGAAGGACGAUGACCAUCGGUCUCGCACAGCCCAUAGCCAACCAUGGCGCUCAAAGCAAUGGAAACCACCACGGCCGCGACGAUUCGUGUUAGGCAUUGUGGCUCUGUAUUUACUUUAUCUGUUCUUCAAAAAUAUGCCAACUGAUCUUGCUCCUGCUCCGGAGCGGUUCAACCCUGCAUUGGCUCAAGCGCGACAGGCCGCACUUCGAUUCCAGCAAGAGCACCUGCAACCACAAUCGCAGCAGCAGGGGCAGCAGCAGGAGGAGAAGGAGCUUCAACCUCCACUAUCUGGCGCUCCUCCGCAAGGCCCUCCCGAGCGAAAUGAAGCCGACGCAAAGCUCAGUGACGAACUCUAUUACAAUGGAAAGAUCAACUUCUACUAUUUGGCUAAGUCACUACAUCGGUUUCAGGGACAAGUCUCCCGCUAUCAGAAGCCAACCAGUCACGCCGUUGUCUUUGCUGCUGCAAGCCUGGAAAGCGUGUCGGAUCUCCUUCCUCUUGCCUGCCAGAUGGCAGGGAAAAAGCUUAACGAAGUACACAUGGUGCUGCUGGGAAGAGACGACGUGUCAAUCGAAGGUAUUCAGCGCGUCAAUGGUAUAGAUGAUGCGAAUUGUCCAGUCAACUGGCACGAUGCUAGGCCAGACUAUGCACAAUGGUCAACAGAUGCCCGUAUGGAGAGAGCGGUGGCGGCGGGUCUCACUUAUGUUCGCUCCUACCUCCUUCCGCAAGUAAUCCUGACACAAGGCGAGCAGAUGGAAGAACUUUUCUUCUGGCGCGGCGUGCAAGGUUGGGCAGAUGAAUCAGGUGUUCCCCAUGUCUCUCUCCCUAGCACAGCAAGGGAUCUCAUGUGGAUGUCAACCCUGGACAGUGGCGCCCUUCAAGCCUGGAAUAACGUUCAAGUUGAAUUUCUUGUUCAUGCUCCUUCUGAGUCCUCUGGCUCCCUGAUCAGGUUGCUCCGGACGUUGCAAAAUGCGGACUAUCUUGGCGGGACACCUAGCUUGACGAUUGAAUUGCCCCCUCAAGUAGACCCAGAGCUACUUCGCUACAUUAAGUCGAUAAAAUGGCCUCCUCAUUCUUCUGGAAAGGUCACUCUCCGUCGUCGAAUCCAGCCACAUGACAUGAACUCCGCCGAAGCCUCCUUGAAGUCUGUUGAGGCCUUCUAUCCUAGGGACCCGGCUGUGUCCCACGUGCUUUUGCUUUCUCCACAGACGGAGCUAGCCCCAUCAUUUUAUCACUAUUUGAUGUAUACCAUGCUAAAAUACAAACAUUCCCGCACCAAACAGCUGUCUAGCAAGCUUAUUGGCAUCUCGCUUGAGCUUCCGUCUUCUCUUUUGACUGACGGCAAACCAUUCGAACCACCAGAAGCUGACAGCAACCAUGUCUCCAGUCCGGGCGAUGGGGAGUUAUUGCCUUUAUUUCUUUGGCAGGCCCCCAACAGUAAUGCAGCUCUAUAUUUCGGCGAUAAGUGGGCCGAAUUCCACGAGUUCUUAUCAAACCGGUUCCUGGUUCAGGAAAGUAUGGGCCAGCAAUCACCCCAGGAGAAGCUCAUAUCGAAGAAAUACCCAGCCGUGAUGGAGUACCUCCUUGAGUUUAUCCGAGGUAGAGGAUAUUAUCUGCUUUACCCGACGUUUCCUGCCAAGGGGAGUUUUACCCUUGCUACGGUGCACAACGAACUAUAUCAUGUUCCCGAAGAGUUUGUUGAGGCUGAUUCACCUCAGCUCACCGAACCGUCACCAGAAGCGAUAACAGACCCCUCAAAGCCGCUUACACCAGGUCCUGCGGAAGGGCUCGGAGUCGUUGAAAAGCCACUGAGUCGAGCCUCAACAGUAAUGCCGCUUCUUGAACGAUUUUCCUUCAAGCUGCCUACCAUUGAUCACUUGCCAUUGUUGUCCUACAGCGGUGAGAAGCUCUCUGGCUAUGCUUAUAGCCGGGACCUCGAUGAGUACAGGGAAUGGUUCCGCACUCGACAUGGGGGAUGUGCCGAUGGAAGCCUCAGCAGCCAAACGGGUUCAGGGGGCUUAUUUUGUCUGGGCGGAUGAUAUUCGCUGUAUGUAAUGAUGCAUGGUCUGGGGCUAUAAGAAGCUGCGGCUCAUACCCCGUGUAAUUCGUUCAACAAUCAAGUUAGAUUUUUG